Molecule: messenger RNA, 741 nt
Organism: Eucalyptus grandis
Lineage: Eukaryota; Viridiplantae; Streptophyta; Magnoliopsida; Myrtales; Myrtaceae
Product: toll/interleukin-1 receptor-like protein
Exons: 2
Coding region: 1-741 (246 amino acids)
Biological process (GO): signal transduction
Source: RefSeq, a predicted model, not a curated record
AUGAUAAAGAGUGUUCCGUGUAGUGGAGAUCACACUGUGUGGAUUGUGUUGUUUGAGCACUCCUCAGUUCUGAGAGACAUUUCUGCAAUUCCUAGAUCUGGGAUUCCAUAUUCCUCUUCUUUUGAGGUUCCGCUCCAUCUUCUCGAGAUGAAAAGAAAAGAACCUACUCAUUCAGAAGAUCUAAAUAUCGGAGCGCCUUGCUCAUCAACCUCUCCACAUGUAGGUGAUUAUGAAGAUGGAACCAACAAGGCAAAAGGAAAUGAUUAUGAAGUGUUCUUGAGUUUUAGAGGAAAAGAAACUCGUCAAGGCUUCACCGAUUAUCUCUAUACUAGCCUUGUCGAUGCGAGAAUUCACGUAUUCAGAGAUGACAACGAGCUCCGUGUUGGUGAGGAGAUUGGUCCAAAGCUUAUCUGCUGUAUUACGCAAUCUAUCAUCUCGAUCCCCAUUAUCUCGGAGGACUACGCUUCCAGCAAAUGGUGUCUCCAUGAGUUGGCUCAAAUGCUGAAGUGUAGGAGAAGUAGAGAACAAGUAGUGUUGCCCAUAUUUUACAAAGUGGAACCCUCACAAGUGAGACAUCUUACAGGGAGAUUCAGGGAUGCUAUCGAUGCACAUAAAAAGAAUUCGGAUCAAAUGGUUGUGAAGAAAUGGGAAGAUGCGCUCAAAGAAGUCGGUUGCUUAAAAGGAUGGGAAUCGGAGAAAAUUGAUAAUGGGUACAUUUUUCUCCACCAAAACAUUGUUUAG